GAUAAGGAAGAGACUAGUGCCCGAUCAGCGCUGAGUCCGGCUCCGCAGCGCCUCUUCCAGUCCCAGCACACGGGCAAAACUGGACUGCCCGGCAGCGCGAGAGAGGGCAGUGCCGCCCGGCCAGCAGCGCCUCUGCAGCCCGGCUGCUGCCCAGAUCUCACGCUCUGCUUUUCUUUUUAGCAACCGCUUUAAAACCUACUUUGGGGUCUUAACACGAAAGCGCACACCACCAUUCCACUGUGGACAAUACCCCCUCUUACAGAUAUGGGAGACAUGGGAGACCCACCAAAAAAAAAACGUCUGAUUUCCCUAUGUGUUGGUUGCGGCAAUCAAAUUCACGAUCAGUAUAUUCUGAGGGUUUCUCCGGAUUUGGAAUGGCAUGCGGCGUGUUUGAAGUGUGCAGAGUGUAAUCAGUAUUUGGACGAGACCUGUACGUGCUUUGUUAGGGAUGGCAAAACCUACUGUAAAAGAGAUUAUAUCAGGUUAUACGGCAUCAAGUGCGCCAAGUGCAGCAUCGGCUUCAGCAAGAACGACUUCGUGAUGCGCGCCCGCUCCAAGGUGUAUCACAUCGAGUGUUUCCGCUGCGUGGCCUGCAGCCGCCAGCUCAUCCCAGGGGACGAGUUCGCGCUGCGGGAGGACGGCCUCUUCUGCCGAGCCGACCACGACGUGGUGGAGAGGGCCAGCCUGGGAGCAGGGGACCCGCUCAGCCCCCUUCAUCCCGCCAGACCGCUGCAGAUGGCAGCAGAACCUAUCUCUGCCAGACAGCCCGCUCUUCGACCCCACGUCCACAAGCAGCCCGAGAAGACCACCCGAGUCCGGACUGUGCUUAAUGAGAAACAGCUUCACACCUUGAGGACCUGCUACGCUGCCAACCCCAGACCCGACGCGCUUAUGAAGGAGCAACUGGUGGAAAUGACUGGCCUCAGCCCGAGGGUCAUCAGGGUCUGGUUUCAAAACAAGCGAUGCAAGGACAAAAAAAGGAGCAUCAUGAUGAAGCAGCUUCAGCAACAGCAGCCCAAUGACAAAACUAAUAUUCAAGGGAUGACAGGAACUCCUAUGGUGGCUGCUAGUCCUGAGAGACAUGAUGGGGGUUUACAGGCUAACCCAGUGGAAGUGCAGAGUUACCAGCCUCCUUGGAAAGUACUGAGUGACUUCGCAUUGCAGAGUGACAUAGAUCAACCUGCUUUUCAGCAGCUAGUUAAUUUUUCAGAAGGAGGACCAGGUUCCAAUUCCACCGGAAGUGAAGUAGCAUCAAUGUCCUCUCAGCUCCCAGAUACACCUAACAGCAUGGUAGCCAGUCCUAUUGAGGCAUGAGGAACAAUUAAUUCAGAUUUUUUUAUUAUUAUUUCCCCCUGUUGAAGAGAGCGGGAAAGUUAUCACGUUGGGACUCUGAAACUUAAAAGUAUUUAAUAAACCUGUAAUGAACCUAGCAAAGAAUGCUCCAGAAGUGCACGGAGUCUUGUUAUAAAUGACAAGGUGAAAUGGUAGCAACACUGUGAAGACAAUCAUGGGAUCUUACUAGAAUAAUAAUAAUUUAAAAGAAUAAAUAAACACAUGAUAUCCAGUGAUCACAGGAGCAUCGAAAAGACGUUUUUGAAACGUAGAGGAUUUGUAUUUAUGGAUCUCAGAAAAAAAGAAGCAUCUUUUCAUUUGACUGAACAUAGAAAGAAACCAAGCUAGAGAGACUGUCUGUACUCCAUCCUAAUCCAAAUGGUGCUGUUUCUUAUUGGUCAUUGCCUUGCCAAAAAGGAGCUCCAAUAGGUUUCACAACAUCAGGAAAAGACAAUCUAGCCCCGCAUGGUUGAAAGAUUCAUUGCAGGAAGCAGGAGCUGCAUUGGUUUGCAAUGGUUUUUUUUUAGUUGACUCUUAAGGGGUUGUUUCCUGGGUCUCUUAUAGCAUGUACUGUAGCUGGGGUUUUGGUUUUGGUUUUGCUGAGAUCCAUCCUCUAUGGAGAAGUCUGAAGCGACUUUAAAAAUAGGUUUUUGAAUUCCUAUUUAAAAACCGACUUAUAAAGCAUUGCAACAAGGUAUACCUCUACUUUGCCACAAAGCGUCUCGGGAUUGUGUUUGAAUCGUGUCCGUCCAAGAACUUUCCCCCCCAAAGAUGUGUAUAGUUAUGGGUUUAAACGACUGUUUCUCUCUCUCUCUCUCUCUCUGGAAAUAAAGAGGAAAAAAGAAUUUUUUUUUGGUUUGCUCUUGCAUUGCAAAAAUUAUAAAGUAAUUUAUUAUUUAUUAUCGGAAGACUUGCCACUUUUCAUGUCAUUUGACUCUAUUUUUUGUUUUUGUUUGCUGAAGUAAAAGAAAAAAGAAAAAAAAAGAAGAAAAAGGUUGUACCGUGGUCUUUGAAUUAUAUGUCUAAUUCUAUGUGAUUUUGUCUUUUUUUCUUAAAUAUUAUGUGAAAUAAAAGCGCCAUAUGUAGAAUUAUUAUAUCUUCAGGACUAUUUCACUAAAUAAGCGUUUGGAAUAUAGAAAAAUAAAACUGAUAAAAGUUCCCUCUUUUCUAUAUUUACAAGUUCGCAGCUAGAUACCUGAAAUAAAAUAUUGCAUGCGAAGUCGGUAUUAUUGAAAAUACGGAGUGUGAUAUUUUAUUGCAAGUAUUAACGAUCAGCUUGUAAAUUUCAAUUUCGACAACUGUAUCAGGGCUAGUUUGAUGCCUUAGCGUUCAAUUGAUAACGUUACAAACUUUCCCUUUCCCCUCCUCUCCUACCCUUUAAAAGUGAAACUACCCUAGGCAUAACCAGACAAUGCUGAGAAACCUAAAGAACUGACAUAGCCAAUAGAGCUCAGCUUUUCUGAGCUGUAUUAUUUAAAAAAAUAAGAAGAAAGUGCUGUAUACCAAAGCCUCGUUAAGACUGCUGAAGUGACCUGUAUUUGAAGUAUAAGCUCCUGAUAAAAGGGACAUAUUUUGCUUAGUAAGUCAAGUAUGACUAUUAUUUAUCAGUGUCUGCUGUCAAAACGAUUGAAAAAUGCUGCAGGAGGAAUAGAUUUGAGGGGAUGUUGCUGUGAAAUCUCACGAUUGGUGUUUCUCUUAUUUUCUUUCGACUUCCUUUCCCCGCCCCCCUCUCCACCUUUUCUUCCAUUUUUUUAAUUUGGGGGAAGGGUGGAAGGUAGUGGUUGAAAGCUAGAAACGUGGGGGAUUUCUUGGGGAGGGAAGAGGGGAAGAAAACCACAGGAAAGGGUAAGGGUUUUUUUUGCUCCUUUUCAAGUAUUCCCUCGUGUUCACAGCCAUUACAGGACAAAGGCUCACUUAAAAAAAAAUCCUUAACAACUGGGAUACACAGAGAUUUCGAGUCUGACAAAGACAGGUUGGGUUGCAUGACCGUUUCUCCAAAGCGUCAUGUUUUCUUAACAUAAUCUUAUUCUCUCUUAGCCUCCCUCCUCCACCGCCCAUCAUCCCCACCCACCCACCCCGAGCUAGGUAAGCUAUAGACAAACCAUU
Messenger RNA from Mauremys mutica (yellowpond turtle), 3438 nucleotides. It is a transcript of the gene ISL1, whose product is annotated as ISL LIM homeobox 1. The transcript has 6 exons. Bases 265 to 1314 code for a protein of 349 amino acids. Gene Ontology annotation, molecular function: DNA-binding transcription factor activity, RNA polymerase II-specific; cis-regulatory region sequence-specific DNA binding. Gene Ontology annotation, cellular component: nucleus. The record is from RefSeq and is a predicted model, not a curated record. Gene Ontology annotation, biological process: neuron fate specification; positive regulation of transcription by RNA polymerase II; axonogenesis. Lineage: Eukaryota; Metazoa; Chordata; Testudines; Geoemydidae.